This is a messenger RNA of Ctenopharyngodon idella (grass carp), 1269 nucleotides long. It is a transcript of the gene c17h1orf115, whose product is annotated as chromosome 17 C1orf115 homolog. The record is from RefSeq and is a predicted model, not a curated record. The transcript is spliced from 2 exons. The coding region runs from base 89 to 520 and encodes 143 amino acids. NCBI's taxonomy places the organism in Eukaryota, Metazoa, Chordata, Actinopteri, Cypriniformes, Xenocyprididae.
CUAAACUAUUCCGGUCGAAGUUCAGUGAACUUCGCACCUGACAAGUUCAGCUAAUUCCAAUGGACAGUGUAUUUUUGAUGUGAAGAAAAUGUCUCGAAAACGUGUCAAAUUCAAGCGGAAAUCAAAACACAGAAAGGAGGACAAAUCUAAAAUUAUUCCUAUGAACGACGCUCAAUCAGCUAAGGAAGGAAUCAAGGCUCAGGACGAGCCUCAUAUACUGGACUCAACGAAGUGCGUGAGCAAGAAAGAAAAGUCCGCCAAACAAGUGCACAUCGCUUUUCUAUCGGAGAAAUACCAACCGCUGGUUGAGGAGGAUGUUGUUGACCAACCACGAGAUGACAAUAUCAAGAAAAAACAACACAAAUGUAAAAGUUUAAGAAAAAAUGUGGGGAAAGCUCUUCGUUACAGUUGGAAGUGUUUAGUGGUUGGACUGCAGAACUUGAGCACAGCCUAUUCUAUGCCACUGGGUGUCGCUGCCACAAUAGUGCCAGACAUCCAAAGAACGAGAUCUCACGUCUAACACAUGACUCGAGAUCAGGCGGUUACACUAUGAGUAGCACACUGAUCAAUGUUGGACCCCUAUUUUUACUGCAGGCACUUCCAUAUCAGUGAUGUCGAACUAUGAUCUAUAAGUGCAAAAGGUGUAUUUUUAUUUAUAUGUCACUGUUAUCAAAAGAGAAUGGCAAGGAAGAGACAUUUUUGAGAUAAUUUGCCUUUGACAAGAAAAUACGAAGUCGGCCUAGAUGCUGUGAUUGACUACGAUUAUUUACACAUAAUUACAUAUAUUUUUCUGAAAAUGCACAACUGAUUAAAAUAUUUAACUCUACAGGCUUAGGCCAAACAUGUUUACCAAAGAGAGAAGUUCUUGAAUUUGAUCUUUGAUAUGGUGGAUAAAGUAAGUAUAGAAUAAUGGUAUUGUGGAUGUUAUGCCAGUGGAGUGGAGUGCUCUCAAUGACAAGAUGUGAACUGAAUAGUGAUGCUGAACAGGUGGAACAAAGUAUGUUAAGUUUGUUAUCAUAAGUUGUAUUGUUUCUCAAGAUUUAAUUAUUAUUCUUCUUUCUGAAAGUUGCAAAUACAUUGUAUAAGCAUAAAUGUGAUUCAACAGCACUUUUUGUACUAUUCUGCACUUUUUUUGUAAUGUGAAGAAAUUUUUUUAAACAGGAUUUAGACUUUGAAUUGAACAAAAAUAUUGUUAUUAAAAUAAUGUGUAUUCACAAUUUUGUACAAAUGAAUUGCAUAAGAAUAAACUAGACUUGAAAUGCUUGCUAA